Cornus florida is the source of this 1530-nucleotide messenger RNA. RefSeq names its product F-box/kelch-repeat protein SKIP25-like. Gene Ontology annotation, molecular function: protein binding. Lineage: Eukaryota; Viridiplantae; Streptophyta; Magnoliopsida; Cornales; Cornaceae. Bases 50 to 1285 code for a protein of 411 amino acids. The transcript has a single exon. The record is from RefSeq and is a predicted model, not a curated record.
AGCAAAGCAAACCCCAGAGGGCGAUAAAAGGAGAACAACUUCAAGUGCUAUGGCAAACAGAAAAAGGCCCUCCAUGGCCUUGGACAAUAGCACUUCCACAACCACAACUACACCCAUUGACACAACCCCAAAACACUGCAAAAGCAAGAACUUCUCCGACAUAGACCAAAAACACCAGCCUAAGGACUCCAACAAUGAGUCUGUAUUACUACCAGGCUUGCCAAACCACCUUGCACAGCUUUGCCUCUCAUCCCUCCACCCUUCCCUCCUCUCCUCCGUGUGCAGCUCAUGGCGACGCCUCAUAUACUCUCCUUCCUUCCCUCCAUUCUUCUCUCUCUACGCUCUCCUCUCACCAUCGUCAUCGUCUAUAACAAGAAACAAAGAUCAAGAUCAGUCAAAUUCAAUCGAAUUCUUCGCUUUAGACCCCAUCUCCUCGAUGUGGAGACAACUUCCAAGUCCGCCACCGGACCCACCACUCCGCCUACUCCUCCGCCAUCCGUCUUUCAUAUCACGAAACCUCCCAAUCCAAUCCCUAACGGUCAACAACUACCUUGUUCUCGUGGCUGCCACCACACACGGUUUCCUUCCCGCCCUGUCCUGUCCAUUAGUCUUUGAUCCGGUGUCUGGCCAAUGGUUCUCCGGCCCACCACUGUCCACACCGCGCCGCUGGUGCAUCACUGGCUCAGUGAAUGGCACAGUAUAUAUUGCAAGUGGGGUCGGCACACACUACCAGGGCGAUGUGGGAAGGUCACUUUUGAAAUGGGACAUGAAGAAGAAUAAUGAUGAGUGGAAUUGGGAAAAUAUGGCGACACUUAAAGAUGGUAGGUUUAGUAGAGAAGCUGUGGAAGCAGUUGGGUAUAGAGGAAAGCUCUAUAUGGUGAAUGUGAAGGGAAAUGCAGUGAAACAAGGGGCAGUCUACGACGUUGAAAUGGACCGGUGGGAGGAGAUGCCGGAAAGAAUGGUUACAGGGUGGAAUGGGCCGGCGGCAGUGAUGGACGGCGAGGAUGUAAUGUACGUGGUGGAUGAGGCAAAGGGUGUACUAAGCAAGUAUGAUUUUGAUAUAAAUUGCUGGGAAAAGGUAAUGGAGUUUCCGGAGCACUUGAAAGGCGCCGAGCAGAUAGCAGCUGGCCGAGGGAGGGUUUGUGUUGUUUGUGCCAACAAUCAAAAGAUUGUGGUGGUGGACGUGGUGGCAAGGCCAGUGAAACUUUGGGUUGUGGAUCUGCUGCCGGAAAUGGAAGUGGUUGCAGUUCAUAUAAUGCCAAGGAUGAGCAGGCCGGAAUAUUGACACAGUGUUCAAAUGUCAAGAAGAGUGAUGAAUGAGGUAACAUCAUGUAGGACUCAUAUGAAUGUAUUAUUCUAUGUAAUUUUGUGAGUAUUACAGUCUGACAAUGUAUUAAUCAGUGUUCUAUGGUAUACUGUGUAUGAACUAUGAAAAAAAUUGUCUACAAUAGGGCUGCAUUAUUUUUGGAUCAUCUGUAAUGUAUUAGUACAAUGUUACUUUCAUUUCUUAUAAAAUAAGCUUUUGUUGCC